Tachyglossus aculeatus (Australian echidna) is the source of this 1106-nucleotide messenger RNA. It is a transcript of the gene MRPL50, whose product is annotated as mitochondrial ribosomal protein L50. The transcript is spliced from 3 exons. The coding region runs from base 1 to 672 and encodes 223 amino acids. Lineage: Eukaryota; Metazoa; Chordata; Mammalia; Monotremata; Tachyglossidae. Gene Ontology annotation, cellular component: mitochondrion; mitochondrial large ribosomal subunit. The record is from RefSeq and is a predicted model, not a curated record.
AUGAGUGAUACUGCCGUUGGCUUUCCGAAAUGGAGUGGGUCCUGCCGUCGCAGGGACUACAAUACCCGAGAUGCUCCGCGGCCAAGAGCAGCAACUUCCGGCAACGCCACACGCUGGUCCCUCUUCAGGCUGAAUUUAAAGGAGCCGUCGGAGUCACUUCCGGUUGUAGGCGGGGUCAACUCCGUCCCCUUCGCCCUUCAAGAUGGCGGCCGGCGGCUUGCUGGGCGGCCCUUGGAGGCGGUGGGCGCUGACGGCCCUCGGCCAACCCCGGAGGGCUUUGUGGGAAAAGAAAGAGAGCCACCUGUGAUGGAAACAGCAGAAGAGGUAAAGGAAGAGCCCGUCCUGGCAUGCCCCCCGCCUCCGAGCCGCAAGUACCUCCCCCCCGAGGAUCUCGAGAGUCGUCUUGAGUCUCUUGUUAAGGAAGUUUUUGGGGCAUCCCUUCCCGCAGACUGGCGAAAAACGACACUGGAAAAGAGUCAACUGAAGUUUCAUCUGCUAGCCCAGCUAGCUGAAGAAUUGGGCCACCCGGUCCCCAACUCCAGGCUUCACCAGAUGAACAGCGCCCAGGACGUUCUCGCUUUCUAUAGCAUCCCUGUCCAGGACCAAUCGAAGUUUGAUGAGCUUUGUUCCAGUGAGCUCCCUGCCAACCUGAAAAUCACUUGGGAAUACUGAGCUGCCUAGAGGAAUUGGCACCUUCCCCAAAAGUUUUUUGGCAAAAGAUCCACCCCCAAGUGUGUAUUUAAAUAUGCUGUUUUUUCUAAAAUGAGGUGACUUUUCUUUGGACACCAGGUUGUCUUGGUCCCAUUGGGUAGUGCUAAAUCUGAAGCAAUGCCAAUUGUAUAUAAUGGAUUAGCAAGUACAAAGUGCAGGCUGAGCAAGGUUGUCUUUAGAUUUGAGAAGUAAUGAAAAAAAGGCAAAUAAAAUUGUAAUCCUUAGAAAAUGACAAUGUAGUUCAUUCAUUUCUUCCAGGAUUUGGCGAAAGGGAUUGAAAUUCAAUUCCGGAUUUGUUUCUCUGGCAGUCAAAUGAUCAGAAUCCUGAAAUGUUUGUUUUUUUUUAAAAUAAAUUCACUAUGAAAUAAAACAAAUCACCAAGAGAAUUUAACAUG